Messenger RNA from Sinocyclocheilus grahami, 1955 nucleotides. Its product is annotated as potassium voltage-gated channel subfamily KQT member 2-like. Lineage: Eukaryota; Metazoa; Chordata; Actinopteri; Cypriniformes; Cyprinidae. The transcript is spliced from 2 exons. The record is from RefSeq and is a predicted model, not a curated record. Gene Ontology annotation, molecular function: voltage-gated potassium channel activity. Gene Ontology annotation, cellular component: membrane; voltage-gated potassium channel complex. Gene Ontology annotation, biological process: potassium ion transmembrane transport. The coding region runs from base 1 to 825 and encodes 274 amino acids.
AUGUGGUUAAAGAUUGUGGGAAAGGGAGCCGUGGCAGGAGAAAAGGACAAGCCCAAAAGCGACACGGAGAUGGCUGAGGACCCAAGCAUGAUGGGACGUCUGAACAAGAUGGAAAAGCAGGUGGGGGCAAUGGACCUCAAACUCAACUUUUUGGUCAGCAUGUACACCACGCAUAUGGGCAUCCCACGAUCUGAGACCGAAGCCCUCCUAGGCUUUAAAAUCCCUUACCCUGCUCCUCCCUACCACAGCCCUGACGAUAAGAGCGAGAAAGCACAGGACGAGAAUAAAAAGAGUGUGUCCCCUGUCCAUCCUGGUCCCAACGGGACUCCCACCAAUAGCCAAUGUCGGCCCUCUACCUCAUGGCAUCAGCAGGAUGACCAUCCCCUCAGUGUGCCUCUCUGGAACAACAGCCGAGGAGUUUCGCCAAUAGGCACUGACAUCCCCUCGCUGUACCGCCUCCCGCCUCCGCCGUUCCAUGAGAUCGGGGACAGCAGCCGCUCACGUAGGUCCAGAAGACCCGUCCAGCAGCAGGUGGCCGUCGAGAGCGACACGUCCUUCUCCAUUCCCUCAGUGGACCAUGAGGAACUGGAGCGCUCUUUUAGCGGCUUUAGCAUUUCUCAGGCCAGGGAAGAGGAUUAUGUACCUCCGGUGAGUCUGGGGCUUUCUGGUGGAGGCGGCGGGACACUGUGCACCCGUCUCAGACCUUAUCUGGCCGAGGGGGAGUCGGAUACGGACUCUGACCUCUAUACGCCGGGAGCGCCGUCCCCUCUUUCAUUUACCGGAGAGGGGCCUUUCGGUGACAGGAUGUGGCCUGGUCUGAAAUAGUUUGGAGUUUGUUUAACGGACCAGUAUCCUGGAUGUAGCUGAUGGAUGUGUAUGUGGCCAUUUGGACUUGAUAGAGUGAAUCGUUUUCAAUGUCGAAAAACAAAAAUGUGGGAGUGAUUACCGACUGCAUUGAUGCCACAGCAGCGAGAAUGAAUCAUAAACAUAAAAUUUUUUUUUAAAAACACGGAGGCUAAGGAUGUGUGCGUUCACAAGCGGAAAAGAUUGUGUGUAUUCAAUUACUGGCAUGGAUCUUCAAAUCAAAAAAGGCACCUCUUCUUUAUUACUUUGCAUAGUCACCACAGCUAAUGCAGUAUCAAAUGCACUUUACCUUAAAACUGUCAUUUUAAUUCAUAAGAUAUUUAUUUAUUUACAUUGUCUUUUCCUGAAAUGCGUUAUGAGACUGUUAUGAAAACGAGUAGUUAGUCAGGGCAUGUGUUCAUAGUAAGCAUUUAAUGAACAUUUUAAAUUGAAUGGUUCCUUUGGAGAAAAUAAUUGCAGCCAAAGAAAAAGACGGCAGAAAGCUGAGCAUGCCUUACAGGUACUUUUUCCCUCUUACAUUUCUUAUCUGUAGGAUGGAAAGAUGAAUUAAUUUUUUAUAGCUACAAUUAAAGUCAAAACACUUACGGAGAUAGACACAUACUUUUGGAGGAACUAUUAAUAUCUGCAGGAACCCGGGUGAUGAUCAGAGGAGAAAUAUCCAUGCUAUUGUAUGCAAUCAGUUUUCAUUUUCUAGAGUUGGUAACCUGCACUAUGAUAUCAUGUUUUAUGCUGUAGUGAAGAAGGCACUGAAUAAAAAUCAGACCUAAAAAUACAUUAACUGCAUGGCAUGUUUAUGGAAUAUAGCUUGUUGACAACCUAAUAGGAUGACAAAUGAGAUAACAAUAAAAGAAAGUCCCUUCAACUGCAGUCAGAUCUAGUCAGGGAUGAAGAAAUUGAAAAUGUAUCAGUUGUAUUUAUUUGUUUUGUUUUUCCAGGUCAGUUUUACAUUGAAAGCACUUGUUUGUACAGGUUUCCUGUAGGGCCCAGAGACCACAUACAUCUGCAAAUGUAUCACUUUUCCUAGUAAAAAGGAGGAAGAUUAAUCUCUCUAGAUGUGGUUAACAUAAGAAAACAAUGUUAAAAGAUAUAAA